Nannospalax galili (Upper Galilee mountains blind mole rat) is the source of this 2691-nucleotide messenger RNA. RefSeq names its product small integral membrane protein 3 (gene Smim3). The record is from RefSeq and is a predicted model, not a curated record. The coding region runs from base 293 to 475 and encodes 60 amino acids. Lineage: Eukaryota; Metazoa; Chordata; Mammalia; Rodentia; Spalacidae. The transcript has 2 exons.
GGAGCGGGGCGGAGGGUUGGGUCUUUCCGGGGCGGCCGCGCACUCCGGGUGCUGAGCGCGCGUCCCUGCGCUCCCGCGCGCUCCCGGGCCCGGAGGAGCCGGAGCACGUUCUGGGCUCCGGCUGAGGCCGAGAUUCCAGAGCUGGGGUCGCUUCCGGGUACCGGAUACCCUGCGGUCCUGGGGACCUGGAAAAGCGUCGAGUUUUUGCUCCAGGAACUUUCAGUAGAUUUGCUGCUUUUAAAACCGGGUUUCGAAGCUGAGUCGGGACUCCGGAUCGGAUCUGGGAACCAACAUGGAUGCCACCAGCCAAUCCCCUGUGGAUGUCAUGCUUCCCAAGCACAUCCUGGACAUCUGGGCCAUUGUCCUCAUCAUCCUGGCCACCAUUGUCAUCAUGACCUCCUUGUUGCUGUGUCCAGCCACUGCAGUCAUUAUCUAUAGAAUGCGGACUCAUCCGGUUCUCAAUGGGGCUGCCUGAGAACCUCCCAGGAAGGCUGGCAUGGGAUAGGGCCAUGAGCCCCCCCUCCAGCCUGUUUUCAGAAAAACAGUGGGAAAGACUCAGUGGGUUGGACCUGGGUUUUAGUUUUGAUUCUGUGACUGAGCAACUGUGUGGAUUUGGUUGAGGGAUCUAACUCUAUGAGCACCAGGUUCCUUAAUUUUCAACCAGGAGUCAUGAUCCCUGCCCUCCUACCUCAUAGGGUUUUGAGAACCACAUGACUUAGUGGAGGUGAAAGCUGUUUAUGAGUGUGGAAGCCACCACAGACAAACAGGUGUUAUAUCAAGUGAUAAGAAGCUUUAAAGAACCAAAGACCCCACUGGUGAUGGCUUUAAUGACGGUGAGGGAGACUAGGGACAGAGCAGCCUUAGCCAGUGCUCCUCGCAUCAAGCCAUGCACAAUGCACCCAUCUUCAUCGACUCAAAGUUGUUUUCUGUGACAUGAGCCUCCCUCCACUUUUCUCAAUUAGGGGUAGAGAGCUGAAUGUGGCAGGAGGAGAGAGAUGAGUAGAAAUUUCCAGAACAUUGUCUGUGCCAGAGUCUCUGCUACUGUGUAAUCCCGAGGAAUGCCUUGCCAUUAUUUUACAGUGCCAAAAGAACUGAGCUGAUGAGUUUCUUUCUGUCCUGAGUGUCAUGUCUCUUUCAGUGUUGACACUCAAGUAGUGUUGGAAAUGCAGGGUGGCUGAGUUUCCUGCCCAGCUUUUCAGCCCUUAUUCCCUUGUGUGCCCCACAGGAGAGACACUGUCCUUCUGUUCCAGCUGCUGUCAUUAGUUUCAUGGUUUUGCUAUUAUUUUUUUGUGGCACUGGAGAUUGAACUUAGGGCCUCUUUAAUGCCAGGUGAGCAUUCUACCACUGAGCUACAGCCCAAGCCCUACUAGUUCUGCAUGGAUUCCUCUCCCUCCCUCCCACCAGCACUGCAGCCAUCUAAAGUACUUAUAUUUUAAGAGAUUCCUGGGACUUUAGAAUCUAAGUAAAAACAGUGAUGAUUGUUUUAGAUGCUAUGAUUUGUAUUUAUAUAGAGAUUAUUUCUGGACCAUUCAAGUUCAUUAUAUACCCCAAAUUGGGAGCAUCCUGGGAUUUAUUAAGUUAUGUAAGAAGAUAACACAGAUAUUAAGAUAGUAUUAUGUCAAAAUGUUGUUUGACUUUGAUCAUAUUUCAUUGAUGUAUGCAACCAAUUUCCAAUAAAGUAUGACAAUGAUUAUGUAUGAAGUUUUUCUUUGAAGAGUACCUAGUAAAACCAAAACUUAGAUAAAAGGAUUCUGUUCAGCUUUGUUUUGUCAGUGGUGGGGAUCAAACCCAGGCUUUGCACAUGCCACGCAGCAGCUGCAUCACUGAGCUACAUCCCCAUCUCUCAAGAUGGAGUUGGACAUCUGCUUCUGUUCCUUGGGAAGGAUUUUAUGGCUGGUAUUGUGGUUUGGAGGAUUAUAAAGUAUGUUUUAUGUACUAUGAAAGUGGACAGGGUCAGACCACACAGUCUAUGUUGAGUGAGGUGCUAAAUCUAGAACCCAGAGAAGGGUUCGUAGGAGUGGAAGGGGCAUAGAUGAAAAACGGGAAAGCAAGAUCGAAAAGGCCACGUGAUAGGACACCUAACCCUUUGUGGGUUAAGGAGGAAGUGGAAUGUUAGGACACCAAGACCGUGAGAACGAAUAACUUUUUCCAGGAACAACUCUAAUAAAGAGGUGAGAAUUAAUUAAGGGUCUGGGAAAGUUGGUGUAGGAAUUUCUUAGUACAUUUGAGUUGGGUACUACUUAGUUUUGCUUCAUUGUUGCCAAAAUAUAUUACAGAACUAAAAGGAGAAAAGGUUUAUCAGGGAGGUUCCUGUUGUGGUGGAGGGGUCUCGAUAGACAGCUGUUCACAGGACUAGAAGGAAGCAGAGGACACAGUCGGAACCACAGACAGGGUACAGAGCACAGUAUGUUACACUAAGACACUCAUGGAUGUGUGUUCUUCCUCUUCAUAAAGUCACCUCCCUAUCCUUGACUCCUGGGAGCCACUGAUCCCUGCCAUUGUAGUGUUGCCUUUUGCAGAAUGCUACAUAAAAGAAAUCAUGAAGUGUGGAAGUGUCUUUGAGUCUGGCUUCUCUGAGAGCAUUUGCCUUUCUGAUGUACUCAUUCUGUGUAUCAAUACGUGGUCUAUUUCACUACAUACUGCAUUUGGAUUGUUUUCAAACGAUCAUAAAUAAAGCAGCUAUAAACAUUU